Messenger RNA from Acanthosepion pharaonis, 1773 nucleotides. Lineage: Eukaryota; Metazoa; Mollusca; Cephalopoda; Sepiida; Sepiidae. The record is from the annotation of a GenBank genome assembly.
AUGGACACAGGCAAACGGCUAGCAGAGACGAUGGCGGAACACACCGAAACAGAAAUCAACACAUCCGCCGCCCUGAUACAACUACCGCCAUACAACCCGAUCAACACCAGGAGUUGGUUUAUUCAACUUGAGGCGAUAUUUUCAGCCCAAAAGGUUACACGACAGGACACUAAAUACGCCUCCGUGGUACAAGCCUUACCAGCAUCAAUCGUUGAAGAAGUGGAAGACAUCCUUCUCAAUACUCCAGACCAACUCCCAUACACCUGCCUCAAAGAAGCCAUCCUCAAACGAACUGGACAUUCGGACGAAGACUUCAUCAGAGACUUAUUCUCUAAUGUGUCUCUCGGUGAUAGGACACCAUCCCAGCUCCUCCGCCUGAUGAAGAGCCGCCUCGGGAACAACACCAUGGCAGAACCCAUCCUCCGAGGGCUAUGGAUGGAUCGGUUACCACCGAAUAUAACACAAGUUCUAGCCCUGGUACCAGAAGAAACGCCCCUUGACGUUGUGGCCGACUCAACCGACAAAAUAUACUCCCAGGCUCACCAAAGCGUUCACCAUGUUGAAAGCCAAGGAAACCACACACAACGCCCCGAAGAGGAGAUGACCCAGCUACGCGCAGACGAAGCCCAGCACCACACACGCGAAAUUGAAGCCGUACCCGCAGCUCAAGUCCAGGACGGAGAAACAGUGUGGACGAAUGUUGGUACCACCAAACCUUCGGUGACCGAGCCCGCAAGUGCCACCCUUCCUGCAGACGCAAUAAGGCCCAGGGAAACGAACAGACAGACAGGGAUCGUCGUCGCUGCCUGUCGGUACUCGCUCACACAGUCGUCUCUUCUACUUGACACUGGCGCAACCAUCAGCGUAAUACCACCCACCAACAAAUCCGCCUUGAAACCCACCCCAUUCCAACUUCGAGCGGCAAACGGCUCCACCAUAAAAACCUAUGGGAACAAGGUACUUACCUUGAACAUCAACCUCAGGCGCGACUUCAAGUGGUCAUUCACCAUAGCUGACGUCAGGAUACCCUUGCUCGGUGCCGACUUCUUGGCACAUUACAACCUGGCUGUCCAUAUGAAGACAAGGACCCUGUCCGACAACAUGACAACCAUCAAGAUCACAGAGAUCCCUUCGAGUUUCAACACAACUAGGAUCAGCGUGGCAACACAGCAUGACCCCCACUACGUAGAAAUCCUGCGCCGGUACAAGCACCUCACGCAACCCAUCAAACCAACUGAUGCAGGCGACCAUCAGACCCAACACCAUAUAAAGACCACUGGACAACCAGCAUAUUCACGGCCACGACUCCCUCCACACAAAUUAGAAUAUGCCAAGAAAGCGUUUGAGGAGUUGCUGGCCGACAAUAUCAUCCGACCCUCAGACAGCCCAUAUGCUUCACCACUGCAUCUGUCAAGUCGACCAAGCCCAGCAGCUGACGGGACUCAGCAGCAGUUGUUCAAACAGUCCUUUUCAGGGCUAACUUCCGAAAGUCAUUCGAUCACCACUCUUCGAGGCUCCACUCACUUCACUCUUGCUACUGCCUUCCCUCUGCCAGCUCACGCCAGCUUCACUCCUGCAGCUUCUAGCUCCUCCUGCAGCUUCCAGCACUCCUGCAGCAUUCAGCUCACUCCUGCAGCUUCCAGCACUCCUGCAGCUUCCAGCUGUCUCCAGCUCACUCCUACCGCUUCCAGCUCACCUCAAGAGCUUCCAGCUCACCCCUGCGGCACUCUACUGACGUCCUGCUACCUAUUCCAGCACCCGCUGACGACCUAA